AACCCCUAACCCCUACCUUGGACUUUGAUAUGAAUUGUAAUAAAAAACAUGAACAGAAAGUCUUAAACUUAAUCAUUCAACUGCACUGCAAUAGUAAGGCCACCGGUGCUCGGUGGGAGUUUCUCCCUAUGUUUCUCCAGUUUCUUCCUCCAUUGUAUGGAUUGUAUGGCAUGACGUACAGGUACGACAAUACGACUAAGACACAAAGACGGACUCUGUGUAAGAGAACACACAGUGUCUGUAGAUAUAAAGCACAAAAAAGAAGAAAAAAAACAUUUUUAUUAUAAAUAUAUAUGAUUAAACACUAAUGAAAAGAUAGUUAUACACAUAUUAAUUGUCUGCCAUAUUCUGUAAAUAGGGCACCCCAAAUCUCACAUGCUGAAACUUUAAUGUGAAUUUCCCCUUCUGUAAACGAAUAAAGUCAUUUAUUUUCUUCACCAUUUGUGUUGGAAGUCUACACGUACAGUAUGUGCAGUGUAGACUUCACACACAUACAUACAUGAAACAUGAUUUGGAUUUGGAUGAUGAGCUGGCUUCUGUAACAAAACACCCUCAAAAGUAGCAGGAGGAACACAUAUACCACUACACUUUAUAAUCACUCAUGAGUCUUUCUUUUAUGAGUAAUUAAAAAUAUUUAGACCUAGGCAUGAUUAUACAAACAAUCUAGGAUCAAACUAAUAAAAAACAAAAAUAUAUAAAAAGCUUUUAUUUUCAAAAUUCGAACCGGAAGUAGUCAUGUAGUUGGUGGUAGUAGUCAUUGUUUUGUUUGUUUACAGCUGUUGAUCUGUGGUAUAGACAUGGCCAUGUGUUAAUGAUUUAUAAAGGUUGAACUCUUGAGCACGUUUUACUGGCUUGAACAGACAGGCAGGCUAAACUGCACUAUUAAAACAUGAAGGUUUUAAAUAAAGACGAGCUGCAGAUCGCCGAAGCAGUGCUGCUAAAACACAUACCGAAGAGUCUGAAGGUCUACGGUUUCCUGCAUGGUAUCAACAGGAACAAAGCAACUAUUCUGGAAGUACUUGUUGAUAGGUGGCCUGAUUUUAAUGUCAUCAUUUGUCGACCUGACCCUAAGAACAAACGCGCACAGGAGUUCAUGAAAAAGGUGACAUACUACAGUACGGAUGAAGAGGCUUUAAGGACAGUGUUGACAGAGGAGAAUGCAUUUGACUGGAGAACUUAUUUUAUAGUUGGAGGAUUUGACUUUUCCCAUAGUUCCAUGCUCAAAGAAGUGUCUUCUUACAGAGAAGUCAACAACAGAGUCUUCACUCUGGUGCAUCUUCUGUAUUUGCCCGACAUCAGCCAGCUACUCACACCAGCAAUCGACAGUGAGCUUGAAUCGAGGAUUUCAUCUCUCAACCAUUCCCAUGUUGACUUGGUGAAUAAAACCUGGAAGUUUGGAGGCAACAAGCAGAGUUUCAAGAACAUUCAACACCUCAUUGACAACUUCCCAUCGUGCUGCAUCACUGAUGAAGAGGGUCAGCCUGUGUCCUGGAUUCUGGUGUAUGAUUACUGUGCCAUGGGCAUGUUGUACACUCUGCCAGAGCAUAGGGGAAAAGGCUAUGCCAAAGUGCUGGUCAGCACCAUAGCCAAGAGACUCCACACUGAGGGUUACCCAGUGUACUGCUUUAUAGAGGAGGAGAACGUGGUCUCCUACAAGCUCUUCAAAAACCAGGGCUUCAUUGAGGAUCCCUCAUACAGGGCGGCAUGGUUUGAGUUCAACUUUUGAUAUUGUAACCGUUGCAAUCUCUAACAAUUCUUUAGAGCUGAUAUAGCAUUAGAUAAACAUGAAUUUACUGAAAUAUUUCCCGAUCAAAUAAUGACUGUAUAUUGUUACAUUUUACUAUGUGUAUAUUGUACAGCUCUCCAAAUCACUGAAUCAUAACCUGAUCUGUGAUAUUGAGCAACACAAAUAGUACAAUAAUAGAGAUCUAAAUGAACAUGUUGAUUCAUGCUUUGCUUUCAGUCGGCACUCAGCAAUUGUCAAAUGUCAGAAUAUCCUCUUUCUUGCGGGUUUUAUACACAAGAAUGCACAUGGUUCUCUCAAAUAAAAACAUUUUAUGCACACUGUGCACA
Messenger RNA from Larimichthys crocea (large yellow croaker), 2073 nucleotides. RefSeq names its product glycine N-acyltransferase-like protein 3. Gene Ontology annotation, molecular function: glycine N-acyltransferase activity. NCBI's taxonomy places the organism in Eukaryota, Metazoa, Chordata, Actinopteri, Sciaenidae. Gene Ontology annotation, cellular component: mitochondrion. The record is from RefSeq and is a predicted model, not a curated record. Bases 890 to 1726 code for a protein of 278 amino acids. The transcript is spliced from 5 exons.